CAAAUAUCGAAUAUCUACUUAUUUUUUGCUAGUAUUUCAAAAUGAAUUCGUCUUUUUAUAAAGUAUCUUUAUUGUGCGUGAUUUAUUUCGCGAUUGGUUGUCUGGCAGAAAUAUCUAAUGAUAUUGAAUAUCCAAACAGGAAUAAUUUACCUAAACCUGUGAAUUAUUUCAAUUACCCUUCGAAUGAAGAAUCACCGGUUCAGAAUUCUGAAAAACAUCCUGGUGCCAGGUUCACGUACCCGACUGGUGCCACUUUAGAGGGAUACGGACCUCACGUCUUAGGCCACGGAUUAUACCCACUGAAAUUCGACAUCGGCGGUUUACUUCUAGGAGCCAUGUUCGGACUCGGCGCAUUGCUCUUCAUUCCAAAACUAAUACAUAUUUUAAUUCCAGAAUUAGCAGCCUACGGUCAUUACGCAGCUACACCUUUCGGAAGAAACGUCGACGAUUUACCUCAAGGUGCAAGCCAAAUCGUAUCUCAGUUCGAUAAAAUAAUGUCAGAUUAUAACAUUAAUUCUUCGGAGUGCAUGCAGAAGGCAAUCUGUUCUUAUAUUCAAUCAUCUCGCAGUCGAAAUAGCCGAGCUGAGAAUCUCGAUAAUAAUAAUGUGGCUGAUAAUACGAUAAGUGACAGUUUAAUCGGUUUCUUAAUCGAUGGUUCGAAAUUCAAAUCAGCUAUCGAUAAUGGUAAACAAGAUGUCAGUUGUAGUGCACUGUAUCCGAAAUGCCCGUUCAAUCAGAACAGUAUCAGCAAUGGAAUCAAAGAACUUUUGCUUCACAAUAAUACAUCUGCAGGAAGUCAUCGAUAGUUGAAUGAAAGUGAUUCGUUUUCUUUCUUAUGAGUUAUGUUAGUUUUCAGGCUUGUGUGAAUAUUCUAUUAGGUAUUUUAUUUAUACUGUAAUUUUAGAUGCUUUUAAUGUAACUGCGGAAUCAUUACGAAAAGUGUACAUUUGAAAAGAAAUUGCGGUUGUUAUACAAACGCAGCAUUUAAU
Molecule: messenger RNA, 989 nt
Organism: Planococcus citri (citrus mealybug)
Lineage: Eukaryota; Metazoa; Arthropoda; Insecta; Hemiptera; Pseudococcidae
Exons: 5
Coding region: 42-806 (254 amino acids)
Source: RefSeq, a predicted model, not a curated record